This is a messenger RNA of Chiloscyllium plagiosum (whitespotted bambooshark), 617 nucleotides long. NCBI's taxonomy places the organism in Eukaryota, Metazoa, Chordata, Chondrichthyes, Orectolobiformes, Hemiscylliidae. The record is from RefSeq and is a predicted model, not a curated record.
AUCACCAAGUAGCCAAUUAAACAGUUACCAGCAAAGCCCAUUAUGGACAAUGCAAGCCAUCAAAAGUGAGGGGGAAGUAGGGUGAGAGGGAAGGAAGUAAAUCAAAAUGGCGUUGGAGUUGAAGGGAACUUUUCCAGUGCCACUUAUCGAGAAGAAUCUGCUGGAUCUGAAAGUAAAAGAAGUUCCUUCCUGGACUGUACGGAGACUAUUAUCCCCAAUGUCUAUCUUUUAUGCUAUCUGCAGAUGCCAUGAUUCUUACUACAAACAUUACAUCGAUGUGAAAAAGGGCGGCCUUGGUGGCAUUUCAAUGUUCCUGAUGGGUUAUGUUGUGAUCAGCUACAUUUGGGGGUUCAGCCACAUUAGAUCGCUGGAGAAAGUACCACUAAAUGACUGCAAUAACAUUACAGCUCGAAGUAAUGAUAGAAGCUGACAAACAUCUCUGCUGGACCUGUUGUUAUUGAAUGGUUACUUUGUUCAUGCAUUUUUUACACCAGUUGGUUAUAAGUAAAACUCAUUGCUUACUCUUUUGUUAUAUUACUCUGUCCUGAUUUUUGUGAAAGGACAAAUUUGAAAAACCUGUUCAUUGUUUCUGGAAUUAAAUGUGAUAUAUUGCUGAA